AUGACGGGCCGGGAGGAGCCCGCCGAGGGCAGAGCCAAGGGGAAGGCGCUGGUGCCCAGCGAGGCCAGCGAGAAGGCGGCCCGGCUGGGCGCCCCGGCCCUGCGCUCCAAGGGCUUCGCCAUCACCGACCUGCUGGGGCUGGAGGCGGAGCUGCAGCCGCCGGCCGCCCCCGUGGCCGGCGCGGGAUGCGAGGGCGCCGGGGCCGGACUUGGGGGGGUGUCUCUGAGCGGCGGCUCCUUGCCCCUGGGCUUGGGCUUCCUCUGCGGCUUCGCGGCGCCGCCCCCGGCCGGAGCCCCCUGCCUGCUGCCGGCGCACGUCCCGUUCCUGCAGCCCCGGCCGGAGCUGCACCGGCCCCCCGGACCUCCCGCCGGCGGGCGCCAGGACAACGUCUCGGGUAAGGACGAGGACAGCCUGUCCGGGGACAGGGGCGAGCUGAAGACAUCGACUGCCCAGAUCAAGAGGAAGAAGCGCCGGCACAGGACGGUGUUUACUGCUCACCAGCUGGAGGAGUUAGAAAAGGCGUUCAAUGAAGCUCAUUACCCAGACGUGUAUGCCCGGGAAAUGCUAGCUAUGAAAACAGAGCUGCCCGAGGACAGGAUCCAGGUCUGGUUUCAGAACCGAAGAGCCAAGUGGAGGAAGCGUGAGAAGUGCUGGGGCAGGAGCAGUGUCAUGGCCGAGUACGGUCUCUAUGGGGCCAUGGUGAGGCACUCCAUCCCUCUACCUGAGUCAAUCAUCAACUCAGCCAAAAGUGGGCUGGUGGGCUCCUGUGCUCCUUGGCUGCUUGGGAUGCAUAAAAAAUCCAUGGAUGUUACAAGAAAGCCAGAGAGCGAGGAGAAGAUGACAGGCAGCUGGAGAUUGGAAGGUCCUGAGGAGGAAUUAAAAAUGAAGCCAGCAGAACACCAGAGAAGCUCUGGUGACAAACUCAGCUCUAUGGACAAUUCAGAAGAUACAGCGAUUGACCUCUCUAGCACAGCAAAGCAAGAGAACAGGAGUGCUUUGAGGCAAUGUCUCAAAGGAGACCUCCAGACAGAUGGGAAGGACAAUGGCCACUAA
Emys orbicularis (European pond turtle) is the source of this 1053-nucleotide messenger RNA. RefSeq names its product visual system homeobox 1 (gene VSX1). Gene Ontology annotation, molecular function: transcription cis-regulatory region binding; DNA-binding transcription factor activity, RNA polymerase II-specific. Gene Ontology annotation, cellular component: nucleus. The transcript is spliced from 5 exons. Lineage: Eukaryota; Metazoa; Chordata; Testudines; Emydidae. The coding region runs from base 1 to 1053 and encodes 350 amino acids. The record is from RefSeq and is a predicted model, not a curated record. Gene Ontology annotation, biological process: regulation of DNA-templated transcription; neuron development.